Messenger RNA from Exophiala oligosperma, 1720 nucleotides. RefSeq lists its product as uncharacterized. The transcript has a single exon. The record is from RefSeq and is a predicted model, not a curated record. The coding region runs from base 131 to 1720 and encodes 529 amino acids. NCBI's taxonomy places the organism in Eukaryota, Fungi, Ascomycota, Eurotiomycetes, Chaetothyriales, Herpotrichiellaceae.
GUCUCUCUAAGGGUCUUAAAAUCCAAGUGUACGGAGUAUAGGGCAGUCCAACCAUCUGCUAUUCGAUGUCGACGCCUUCCUCCUUGCUAGCGCUUCUGAGACUCGACGCCGCUCCCAGGCUACCUUCGCCAUGAUGGAGCUGAAAACGAUUCGCAGCGAUUUGACGAGCAUCAAGUCUCGACUUGAGAAGUUACAACCGACCGUAAGCCUCCGAUCGCUCGUCUUUGUGGCUUUAGCGACUCUUUUUCUCCCAGUGUCGACAACCUUGUUGUUCAUGAACUACGUUUACAUCUUCCUGUCCGGGCGAUGGAUCUUCGUGAAACGAUCCACCAAGACAAACAAUCCACCUGUAAAGACGGUCUUGCUGAGUGGCAUCAAUACGGCGCAAGGACUACGGCUCGCCAGAGCAUUUCACCAAAAUGGGCACAAAGUGGUCGGCCUCGACUACGAACCAAUGUGCAUUCCAAUCCAUGUCCGAUUUUCCAAAGCCUUGACCCGUUUCUAUCGCUUGCGCCCCGUGCCAGAACAGCGACGAGCUCUGGCAUACAUCAGGACUCUCAACUACAUCAUCGAGCAAGAUAAUGUCGACAUAUGGAUCAACUGCACCCCCGGUGUGGAACCAACUGUGGAAGGCCACGCUCGAACAGUCAUCGAGAAGACGACGAGCUGUCGCUGUUUCGCCCUUCGCAUGGACGACAUGCCUCAUUUCGCGUCCCGAACCACCUUCUUGGCCUGGUUGAAAAGUAUGGAUCUGGCGGUUCCCGAAAUGCACAGCGUCAAAUCCCGGGAUGAGGUCCACCAGGUGCUGAGCAAGUCGCGCGGCGGUACAAAACGGUACAUGCUCUACAGUUCUGAACACGGACAAUCAGCAGGAGUCGAAGUCAGCUCCGUGAGGACGCUUCUGCCUCGCCGGACGCUGAGUCAGACCUACCACACCAUAUCACUCGUCCCCAUAAAAAGAACCAGCUCGGAGCUUUGGAGACUCGAGCAGAUUACGGACGGGCUGCCCAGGUAUUCGGCCUUUGCGGUCAUCGUUCGAGGCCGCGUCACAGCCUUCUCGGCAACCAGAAGGAGAAGUCAGGAUUACCUCGAACCAAUCGACCCCAAAGCCGCACUGGCCCGGUCGUUUCUUCGCAGCUUGCAGACUUUCGCAAAUCACCAGGGCGACGAUUUCACAUCCCACGUCGGAUUCGACUUUUGCGUCGACGAGCAAUUCACAGAUGGCGGAGUGGUGCAAAACAUUCUGGUUCUCGGCACCUCAAUCGAAUCUCUGGCCAGUAUGUUGUCUUUUCGAGGGGCCAUCGCCACCGAAUCAUUGUGUCGCGCGUACUUAUCCCUUCUUUCCGACGAUGUGGAUGAGAAGAGUAUGAUGAUUCUGGAUACCCAGAAUAGCUCAUCCACACUCCUCCAAGGCCUACAGGAUUUCUCGGCCCCUGAAAUUAUCAUUAUUACGCCGGAUUCGCUGGCGGCCCCUAUCUACUGUUUUGGCCGAGACUUGCUGAAACUCGGAUAUGUACCUUUGUCAAAUUUCCUGAGUUUGAAAUCCACGUGUACAUCUGCGGAUGUUUUGAGGAAUUGGCUCUCUCUUCUGAAACACUUGGUGUUCUGGCAGGACGACAUUUAUGAGACCCACGACCCAAUGCCAUUCUGGUGGUCAUACCAGGUCUACAAGCCCCUCCGGCUACUUUUUGCUGUUUCUGAGAGCCCGGAUCAACCAUGA